Drosophila albomicans is the source of this 434-nucleotide messenger RNA. RefSeq names its product lipopolysaccharide-induced tumor necrosis factor-alpha factor homolog. Bases 68 to 295 code for a protein of 75 amino acids. Gene Ontology annotation, molecular function: zinc ion binding. NCBI's taxonomy places the organism in Eukaryota, Metazoa, Arthropoda, Insecta, Diptera, Drosophilidae. The record is from RefSeq and is a predicted model, not a curated record. The transcript has 2 exons.
GUUGCAUUAACGCCUGACUUCUCAGACUGAACGGAGUCAAAAUCGGGAAAUUUAAAAAAGUCCUAAGAUGAACGUUGGUCCAGAGUCGACUAGACUAGUGUGUCCUAACUGCCAGAUGGAGGUGAUGACUAAGGCGACGGCAAUAACGACAACAAAAACGCAUUUAAUUGCGAUUCUUAUGUGCUUAUUUUGCUGCUGGAUUUGUGCUCCGGUGGUUUAUUGCACGGACUGCGCCAGAAGCAUCGAACACACUUGCCCCUCGUGCAACAACUAUAUUGGCACAUACGAUCGCUGAUACUGCUAUGAGAUAAUGUUUUAGGUUUUCGGAUAAAGUGAGUCCAAAAUAAAUUAAAGCUGAAGACGUUAAGCUGUGCUAAAUAAUAAUGUUUUCUAUGUUUUUCACAUAAAUAAAAUGGUGUUCAAAAUUUUUAAAA